AUGGGAUUUUUAAAAAUUGGAACCCCAUUAAGUUGGGAAGAAGUUCAACAUGUAAAGUCUUUAAUAAGGUUAUAUGGAAUAUUACAAUUUGUUCAUACGUACAAAUGCAAUAAGGACAGGGUAGAUGAGAACAUAAUGUUUGGAGAUGAAAUAGAAUAUAUUAUUAUUCGAAAUGAUGAAAAUUUAAAGGAAUCAUCAGCUCUUCUAUGCGCAACCGAUUUGAUAGAUGAAAUGAUGAAUUUAGAAAGUGUUACUGAUUGUCAAUAUGGAUCCCAUUGGACUCCUGAAUAUUCCUCUUUUACUAUUGAGGGAACACCGUCUGUUCCGUUUAAAUUUGACAUAAAUUCAUCGCCCUUUGUUGAAGAUUGUAUGCGUAUAAGGAGAAUCAAAUUGAAUAAUGUUCUAAGUACUAUUACAGGUGUCCGAGCCAUUACUUUGCCGUGUUUCCCAAACGCACUUUUAAAGAAUAGUCUUUUAAUGGCCAAAAGGGUUACACAAGAAGCGAGCAAGAAGAAGAGUGAUAAGGAAAAAGGUUUUGCAUCUUUAUCUGCAUCCUUAUCUGUAUCUGGUUACGAUUAUGGGGAAGUAAAGAGGGGAGAAUCCACCUUGAAUCUAGCAGUGGCAAUGGAAAAAAAUAUAAAUAUAAAAAAAUCAGAAAAGGGAGAAAAUGAGUUUUCCAAGGGGAUUAUUUUGCUUAGGAAAUAUAAAACAUCACUAAACGAUAGCACUCAAGCAGAUACGGAAGAAAAUAAGUCCAGUAAUUUUAUGAGCACUGAUGUAACUCCACAGAAAAAUGACGAAUUAUUAUUGCAAGAUAUUUGUGAGGACGAGCUGAAGGAGCAGAGAAAUGAAAGGGAAGAAAAGAAGCAAGGACAAAAAGUAAAUGUAGAGAAAGAAUCUAUUUUAUUGGACGAAACGAAUGUAGUGGAAGAAUCUAAUUUAGUGGACGAAACGAAUGUAGUGGAAGAAGGUAUGCCAAAUGAGCAAGACAUCUUUAUGAACACAGUAAAAGAAAAUUUGUUAUUUGAAUGUGACGUGUUCAAACCAGAGCACACCAGAAAUUACAGUAAUAGCUGUUUAGUAACUGAUAUGGUUAUAAGUCCACAUGCCAGAUAUGUGACGUUAACAAAAAAUAUAAGGAAACGUAGAGGAACCAAAAUAAUUUCAUUUAAUGAAAUUUACAAAGAUGUGCACACAGAAGAGAUGCCCCGAUGGAAAUUAUCAUUAGACAAAACGGAUAAGAGACUUUUUAAGAAAAUAAAAAAAAAAUAUAUUCUUGAAGAUCACUUGAUCUGGAAUAAGUCUAUGACAAAUAGGAGGAAGCCAAAGCACGCUAGUGAAAAUACAUCUUCGUGUUUAGGCGAAAAUGGAAUAAAAUUAUCAGAAUCAUCAUUGUUAGAAGAUUCUAAGGAAGAUGUCUCUACAAAAGACACACAAAGGUGUCUACUAGACACAGUAAUAAAAAAUAGUCUCUUCAGCAAUAUGGACGAUGAAAAAGAUUACAUUUAUGUAUAUGAUAGGGAUUUUAUUCAAGAAUAUUCAGAAAAGUGUAAAGAUCCAAUUAAAAAUUAUGUAUAUUUAGAUGCAAUGUUUUUCGGGAUGAGUAUGUGUUGUCAACAAGUAACUAUGUCCUUUCCAACGAUAGAUGAUGCAAAAUAUUUAUAUGAUCAAUUAGCUAUUAUCGCUCCUUUAUUUUUGGCUCUAACAGCAUGUACUCCAUAUUUAGGAGGUUUUCUCACGCAAACAGAUACGAGGUGGAGAGUCAUCUCUAAUAGUGUUGAUUGUAGAACAGAAGAAGAAUUAGCAUAUAUCUGCAAGCCAAGAUACUCUGGAAUUUCUUUAUACAUAUCGAACGAAUUGCCUCUAAAACAAAAUUAUCAUUUUUAUAAUGACAUAGAUGUUGUAUUAGAUAAAAAUGUGUACGAUAAAUUGAUAAAAGAAAAUGUUGAUGACUUUUUAGCUAGGCAUAUUGCCUCCCUAUUUGUUAGAGAUCCAAUAGUGGUAUUUCAAGGUUCUUAUAACGAAAAUGAUAUACAGUCGAUUGAAAAAAGGAUAAGAGAAUUAACUUCAAGCUUGUCGAAGGAACCAGAUAGGGAAUAUGAACAUGAUGGAGGAUGUCCCACAACCGGAUCUCAUACAGAGCAGGAUAGGAGCGAUCAACAUGCGUCUUCAGUGGACAGCAACUCGAACACUGUCAACCGAGCUAAUAAGAUGAACUGCAUCUACUUAAGUGACAACUUCAAUUUUUUGGAAGAUUAUGAAGAAAAGGUUCUCUCAUCACAUCAGCAUUUCGAAAAUUUUCAAAGCACAAACUGGAAUAGUGUAAGAUUUAAACCUCCCCCCAUAUUAGACAAUCAUUGUAAUAGUCCAAGUUCCAUAGGAUGGAGAGUUGAGUUUCGAACCCCAGAUAUUCAGAUCACGGAUUUUGAGAAUGCAUGUGUUGUUACAUUAAUCAUGGUUUUAUCAAAGUUUAUUUUAAAAGAAAAAUUAAAUUUGUACAUACCUAUGACCAUGUUAGAGGAGAACCUAUUCCGUUCAGCAAAUAAAGAUGCAAUUUUGAAAGAGAAAUUUUUCUUUAGAAAAAAUUUGAAUUAUGAUACGACGAAUAAUGAAAUUGAGGAGAAAAGUAUAUAUGACAUAUUUUUUAAUGAGGAAAAUGGAAUUUUUUUUUUGUGCUCUAAAUAUAUAGAAGAACAAUUUAGUGAAGGAUUAUUAACACAGUCUGCUAAGAAUAAAAUAGAUGAAUAUAUCGAAUUUGUAAAAUUAAGGUGUAGUGGAAAAAUAUGUACAGGUGCAGCAUAUUUGAGAAAUUUUAUUUUAAACCAUCCAGCAUAUGAAAAGAACUCCUACAUUAAUAGCAAAAUUAAUUAUGAUAUUUGUAAAUUGAUAGCCGAUAUAGGGAAAGGAUUGAUAAUUCCACAAGAACUGCUAGGAGUUUUUGUGGAUCCCUAUAAGGAAAGAAUUAAAAGUGACUUACGGCAAAUUAAUGAAAGUCAAUACCUCAAGUCUCUCGCUUAUAAAUUUAUUUCUGGAGAAGAUUACACGCAAUACCUCCUUCUUAGCGAGGCUAUUAAGGACGACCAAGAUUACUAUACUGGUACGAGACGCACAAAUUAUGAAGAAUCUAUGGAUAAUAAUACCCUUGAUUUCGGAAAAAAGUUAUAUCAGCUGAGUGCAUAA
Messenger RNA from Plasmodium gonderi, 3180 nucleotides. RefSeq names its product gamma-glutamylcysteine synthetase. NCBI's taxonomy places the organism in Eukaryota, Apicomplexa, Aconoidasida, Haemosporida, Plasmodiidae. Gene Ontology annotation, biological process: glutathione biosynthetic process. The record is from RefSeq and is a predicted model, not a curated record. The coding region runs from base 1 to 3180 and encodes 1059 amino acids. Gene Ontology annotation, molecular function: glutamate-cysteine ligase activity. The transcript has a single exon.